Phascolarctos cinereus (koala) is the source of this 222-nucleotide messenger RNA. The record is from RefSeq and is a predicted model, not a curated record. NCBI's taxonomy places the organism in Eukaryota, Metazoa, Chordata, Mammalia, Diprotodontia, Phascolarctidae.
AUGAUCGAGGUUGUGUGCAACAACAGGCUGGGCAAGAAAGUUCAUGUGAAGUGCAGCCCCGACGACUCCAUUGGGGACCUGAAGAAGAUGAUUGAGGCUCAGAUGGGUACCCGUUGGAACAAGAUCGUCCUGAAGAAGUGGUACACAGUGUUCAAGGACCACGUGACACUGGGGGACUAUGAAAUCCACGACGGAAUGAACCUGGAGCUGUAUUACCAAUAG